AUGGUAGGACUUUAUUCGGACAGACUACCGGAUGUCGAUUGGUUUCUUAAUAUAGCUCCUUCACCUUGCUCUCCGACGCUGGUCCUACCAAAAAAGGUUCAUUUUCCUGCUUCAGCUCCCGGUGUCCAAUGGACAAAGAAAUCUUUCGGUUUUUCAAGGAAAAGGCAACGACGAUCGUCUCAACAAUCACAGCCAGUUGUCGAUGCGGCGGCAGGUGAAAUCGAUUAUCACUCGACAAACAUGAAACCACCGUUGAGUUAUGCUCAACUAAUUAUGGAUGCAAUGGCAGAACGUCAGGUGGAAAAAAUCACGCUUUCUGAGAUUUACGAAUAUGCAGCCCGACGUUACGCCUAUUAUAGAAGCUCAAAGGGACCGUGGAAGGUUAGCUAUAAUUACCUCAUUACGUGCAAUUUCCUCUCUCCAUAA
Cooperia oncophora is the source of this 426-nucleotide messenger RNA. NCBI's taxonomy places the organism in Eukaryota, Metazoa, Nematoda, Chromadorea, Rhabditida, Trichostrongylidae. The record is from the annotation of a GenBank genome assembly.